AUGUCUGUUCUAAAUCCAACAGGCCCAAAAUCGCCACCGCUGGUGUUAAAUGCCGAAUCAGCAUUUGUGGGACGAGACUUGGCGGCCCUUAACGACCCACUGGCGUCUUUUGCCCUGCCCCUUGCGUGUAUUGGCCUCAUUGACCUCAAUGCCUUUUUCGCCCAGUGUGAACAGAUUCGGCUAGGGAAAACCAUCGACGAUCCCGUGGUUUGCUGCCAGUGGCAGUCGCUUAUUGCCGUGCUGUAUGCGGCGCGCAAGUAUGGCAUAGGCCGGAUGGAUUCGCUUCAAAGUGCUCGAGAAAAGUGUCCCGGGUUGAUUGUAGGGCAUGCGGCGGUGUUUCGGAAAGGAGAGGCUCAUUGGCAGUACUUGGACAAGCUCCCGGACCAGCUGCUUCACAAGGUGUCGCUCGACCCGUAUCGGCGCGAGCUGCGGAAGAUCAUCAAGGUUCUCAAACGGGAAUGUGAUUUGGUGGAGAAAGCCAGCGUGGACGAGUGUUACUUGGACUUUGGACGUGCUGUUUAUGCGAAGAUGGUAGAGGCAUUCCCUUUUUUGGAAAGCGUCGGCCCAGACGAGCCGCUUCCGCCUGUUCCUCUGCUCCCACUGGACUUUUACUGGGUCGGAGGAGUACAGACAGAGGAAGAAACGACAAAGGCACAAGAUGAGCCCGCGCAGAGUGAGACUAACGGCGAAGAAUUGGUUCAAGAAGAGAAGCUUGGUCUAAAUGAUCUCAAAAAACCAAAACAACCCGAAAACUCUCCUCCUGUUCAGGACUGGGAUGACGUCUGCAUCCUUGUCGCUUCCCAACUACUAUACAAGGCCCGUUGCGCCAUCUACAGCGAACUCAAGUACACCACUUCUGGCGGCGUCGGCAACUCCAAAACUGUCGCCAAGUUGGCUGGUGGCUUCAUCAAGCCGGAUUUUCAAACUGUUGUUCCUCCGAGACUGGCCAAGGCAUUUUUCUCCCAUUUCCACCUUUCUGAUUUCACCAUGAUGGGUGGGAAAACAGGCGAGUUGGUGCUUCAGAAGCUUCUGGUUCCACCCGAUUGUAACUCCAUCGAAUACAUCCGCGAAAACUGGCCCUUGGACCGAAUCGAAGCGCAGUUUCCGUCCGAACCACAGUUGGCCAGAAAAGUGUAUGAGCUCGUUCGGGGCAUCCAUCAUCAGGAGCUAAAGUUGCGGACGGACGUCAAGUCUAUGAUGUCUCGCAAAAACUUCACCGCCAAAAACCCAGUAAAUACAUUGUCCGACGCCUUUGACUGGAUCAAAGUGUUUGUCGGUGAUUUGUAUGGUCGUCUUGUCGAACUUGACGACGAAAAUAUGAAUCUUUCUGCAUCUCAAUCCCAGGCCCAGGGUUACAUUUAUCGGCCAAGGACAGCCAGCAUCCAAGUAACUACUACUAGUUAUUCUCGCUAUUCCAAACAAACAUCUAUUGUUGUGCUUCGAGACCUCGACAAAUUCCGCCAUAAUUUGGAGGUGACUGGCUUUCGUUUGUUUUGCGAGCUUAUGGAUGGGACAAAAGCAUCAGAAAUGAAUAGUGGACUACGGUUUAAAGACUUCAAGUUGCUGGAUUUGGACAAAACCGUCCACAUUCCGUCUUUGGCGAAUUUGUCCUUGGUUGUCUCUAACUUUGUGAAAACUUCCGAUGCUAAUCUCAUUGACUCAUAUGGAAAAAGUGGAAACACAGAAAGUGACAUGAAGCGGCUUUUUGAUGAAAUUAAUAUUCCCAAGGAAAACCCCCCACCACCUCCAUCAAAAGUCAAAGCUACUCGGAGUAAUUCCUACAUUAGGAAGCUUUUCACUGAUUUUGAGGCGCAAAAAGCGGAAGAAGCAAAGACAGACGAUGCUCCAAAUACACACUCGGGUUUCAAAGAGGACAAGCAAUAUGUGGAGAAGAUGUUUAGCGAUUUUGAGGCAUCCACCGCUUUGAAUCGAGCGUUGAGUGAAAGCCCAAAAAAACGUAGUAAGAUUGCUGAAAUACCUUCGUCAAAACCAAGUGCCCCUCCGACAUCCAACUCCUUAUUGAGAGAAUUGAUUACAUCUCGCUUUUGCUCACAAUGCAAUGUUGCAGUAGAAGAUGUUUUCGAGCACAACGAUUUUCAUGUGGCACUUGAUCUUUCACUGAAGUUGAAUGGAGAUUCAGAUACUGCGAAAGAAGUGAAAAGCUCGCCCUCUCGAAAAACACGACUGGUGAAAAAGGGCAAGGGCAAAGGGAAAGACGAUAAGAGCCAGUCCCGUUUGCCAUUUUGA
Messenger RNA from Clavispora lusitaniae ATCC 42720, 2247 nucleotides. It is a transcript of the gene RAD32, whose product is annotated as DNA-directed DNA polymerase eta. Lineage: Eukaryota; Fungi; Ascomycota; Pichiomycetes; Serinales; Metschnikowiaceae. The record is from RefSeq and is a predicted model, not a curated record. Gene Ontology annotation, biological process: error-prone translesion synthesis; response to radiation. Gene Ontology annotation, cellular component: nucleus; site of double-strand break; replication fork. Gene Ontology annotation, molecular function: damaged DNA binding; DNA-directed DNA polymerase activity.